Messenger RNA from Alnus glutinosa, 1001 nucleotides. Its product is annotated as protein LEAD-SENSITIVE 1-like. The record is from RefSeq and is a predicted model, not a curated record. NCBI's taxonomy places the organism in Eukaryota, Viridiplantae, Streptophyta, Magnoliopsida, Fagales, Betulaceae. Bases 219 to 1001 code for a protein of 260 amino acids. The transcript has 4 exons.
AAAAUUUCAUGUAAGGGAACCACAGAUAAUUUAAGAGGAAAAGGGAAAGAAAACAUGUAGGAUCGUCCCUGAACAACAGAGCAUUGAACCAAAAAGUCAGUCAAGCCCGAGAAAAAAAUAAAAUAAAAUAACAACAAAUUUACUCCUUUAGCUUACAUGUUGUGGAUUUCUAUCGAGAGUAGAGCAUAGCAGAGAGAGAUCGAGAGAGAAAAGGGGAGAUGGAUCUGCUCAUCAACAGAGUGGAGAGAAGAGAGAUCAAGCCCGGAGACCACAUCUACACUUACAGAGCUGCCUUCAUCUACUCCCACCACGGUAUCUUUGUUGGGGAAAACACGGUAGUCCAUUUUACAAGCAGUUGGAUAUCUUCUGAUUCUAGCUUUUAUAAUUCAAGCUUGAUCUGUUCUUCCUAUCCCGAUUGUGGAUUUAGGAAACCCAAAAGUGGUGUAGUCCGUUCUUGUCUGGAUUGUUUCCUUCGAAAUGAAUCUCUGUAUCGUUACAAAUAUGGAGUUUCCCCAUCAGUUUUCUUUGCUCAUGUGCGGGGUGGCACAUGCACCACUGCAAAGUCUGACCCACCAGCAGAAGUUAUCCGAAGAGCAUCGUAUCUUCUUGAAAGUGGAUUUGGCAAUUAUCAUUUGAUUCAAAACAACUGCGAAGAUUCUGCACUUUAUUGCAAAACUGGUCUUUUGACAUUAGACAAACUGGGGGUUGGAGCAAGUGGUCAAGUCUCUUCUGUCUUUGGUGCCCCAUUGGAGGCCAUUUUUUCUUCUUGUCCGAAUUUAUGGAUGCCAUCUCCUGUUAGCCGGGCUGUGAUAAAGGCUGCAGUGAAAUACUCUUUGGACAGGUAUGAAGCUGAUAUUGGCGUUCGAGAUGAUGUGAUGAAGGUGGCAGUGGAGGACUUGGCUGUGAAACUGGGUUUGGAUGGCCGCCAUCAUAAGGAAGUAGCUGAUGACACUGACGCUUCAAAGCGAGACUUUGUUGCAAUGAAUUCAGAGAGAAAUUAG